Zalophus californianus (California sea lion) is the source of this 2591-nucleotide messenger RNA. RefSeq names its product phosphatidylserine synthase 1 (gene PTDSS1). NCBI's taxonomy places the organism in Eukaryota, Metazoa, Chordata, Mammalia, Carnivora, Otariidae. Gene Ontology annotation, biological process: phosphatidylserine biosynthetic process. Gene Ontology annotation, molecular function: L-serine-phosphatidylethanolamine phosphatidyltransferase activity. The record is from RefSeq and is a predicted model, not a curated record.
CCGGAACGCCGGCGGCGAUACUGCCGGCAGCGCCCCCCCGCCCGAGGCCGCGUUGGCGGCGCCGCGACCCCGCCCUCCCGCGCCUGUCCUUCCCUCGGCUUCCAGCCUCUGCUCCGCGCCAGAUCCGGCCCCAUCGUCCCGCUGCCCUCCUGCAGCGGCUCGUCACCUCCGGGGUCCCAGCCUCCACGGGCCGGGACCACCGCCGCCGCCGCAGGACGGGGAGGCGGGCCAUGGCGUCCUGCGUGGGGAGUCGGACCCUGAGCAAAGAUGAUGUGAACUACAAGAUGCAUUUCCGGAUGAUCAACGAGCAGCAAGUGGAGGACAUCACCAUCGACUUCUUCUACCGGCCGCACACCAUCACCCUGCUCAGCUUCACCAUCGUCAGCCUUAUGUACUUCGCCUUCACCCGGGAUGACUCUGUCCCAGAGGACAACAUCUGGAGGGGCAUCCUCUCUGUCAUUUUCUUCUUCCUUAUCAUCAGUGUGUUAGCUUUUCCCAAUGGCCCAUUUACUCGACCUCAUCCGGCCUUAUGGAGAAUGGUUUUUGGACUCAGUGUGCUCUACUUCCUUUUCCUGGUAUUCCUCCUCCUGAACUUUGAUCAGGUUAAAUCCCUGAUGUACUGGCUGGAUCCAAAUCUUCGAUACGCCACGAGGGAAGCAGACAUCAUGGAGUACGCUGUCAACUGUCACGUUAUCACCUGGGAGAGGAUUAUCAGCCACUUUGAUAUAUUUGCGUUUGGACAUUUCUGGGGCUGGGCCAUGAAGGCCUUGUUGAUCCGUAGUUAUGGUCUCUGCUGGACAAUCAGUAUUACCUGGGAGCUAACUCAGCUCUUCUUCAUGCACCUGCUGCCCAAUUUCGCCGAGUGCUGGUGGGAUCAGGUCAUCCUGGACAUCCUGCUGUGCAAUGGCGGCGGCAUCUGGCUGGGCAUGGUCGUUUGCCGCUUUCUGGAGAUGAGGACCUACCACUGGGCCAGCUUCAAAGACAUCCACACCACCACCGGGAAAAUCAAAAGAGCUGUGCUCCAGUUUACUCCUGCUAGUUGGACCUACGUUCGAUGGUUUGACCCCAAAUCUUCAUUUCAGAGAGUGGCUGGAAUAUACCUUUUCAUGAUCAUCUGGCAGCUAACUGAGUUGAAUACCUUCUUCUUGAAACACAUCUUUGUGUUCCAAGCCAGUCAUCCAUUAAGUUGGUGUAGAAUUCUCUUUAUUGGUGGCAUCACGGCUCCCACAGUGAGGCAGUACUAUGCUUACCUCACUGACACACAGUGCAAACGCGUAGGAACACAGUGCUGGGUGUUUGGGGUCAUUGGUUUCCUGGAAGCUAUCGUGUGCAUAAAAUUUGGACAAGAUCUCUUCUCUAAGACCCAAAUACUCUAUGUUGUGCUUUGGCUUCUUUGUGUGGCUUUCACCACCUUCCUGUGUCUCUAUGGCAUGGUUUGGUAUGCAGAGCACUAUGGUCACCGAGAAAAGACGUACUCAGAGUGUGAAGAUGGCACCUACAGUCCAGACAUCUCCUGGUCUCAUGGGAAAGGCUCAAAAGGUUCUGAGGACAGCCCACCCAAGCAUCCAGGCAACAACGAAAGCCACUCUUCCAGAAGAAGGAAUCGACAUUCCAAGUCAAAAGUCACCAACGGAGUGGGGAAGAAAUGAGAAGAACCUGGCUCAUCGCAGAUGUCCCAGAGAGUGCCUAGAACUGAGAGGGGAAACAGAAUGGUGUGGCUCUCCCUGUGAGGAGGGCAAACAUGCAGUGCCAUCGGGAUGAGGAGAGGGGGCUCGGGGGUCAUUCUUUGAGAGCGUGAGUCUUGUUUCCCACAGACCCGGCCACCCCAGGCAUCCUUUGCCAAUUCAAGGUCUCUUCCAACUUCAGCACUUGGCGUGCGGUCACGGGUAGGCGUGCGGAGCGUUGGCGGGCGGGGGGCGGCGGCUCCCUCCCUGCUGCCCCGGGCAGCGCCGCGCUUGCACCUACUGUGGUCCGCUGCGGUCGCGAGUCACUGAGACGGGGCGUUCGCAGCACGUUUGGACUGGUGACCGGACUUUAUUUUUAUGAAUCUGCCUCUCCCAUUCGACCGAUGGGUCUGAGUUCAGGUCCCUAUUCUGUCUUUUAUUUUAUCGUUGUUGGUACGGUUUUAAGUUAGAAGCCACUGCUGAAACUGAGUUGGGGAGGGCACCUCUCUCUCCCGGAGAUAAAACGCGGGAGAGUGUUUGUUGCUCUCUUGCAAACGCGUCCCCUCUCCAGGACCUUAUACCGUGUGCGGUGGGUGGAAAACCGGCUUGAGGAAAGGUUCGCUACCCACAGAGGCUCCCGGGCUUCAGGUCAGAACCUGGUCCAUCCGUUCCCAGUGUCGUCUGUCCCGACGUAUCCACAGUGCACACACAGUGCCCGCCGGGCUUCUCUCCUAGCCAGGUGCCUUCUCCAUGGUGUUGGUUUUCCUCCGUGCUGUGUGGCUCAUUGUCUUUUAGUCCCAUGUGAGGUGCUGGUGAGUAUUACCUUUCAUCCGUGCCAUGCUCUAGCACAUUUACUUACCCCGAUAGUUCACCACCUCUGAUGGAUUCCUGUUUUAAAUAAAAUAAUUCACGUUAAAGUCCAUCAAA